UGAAACCCUAGAACAAAGUAAUGAGAACAAGUUUCACCAAAAUAAGCUUCUCGACUAAUUUAAGUUGGCUUUCUUCCUUUUUUUUAAAAAAAUUUUUUUUUUUUCUUCUUCUUUCUUCUUCUUCUUCUUCUCUUUUCCUUUUAUUUAAAGUAAUAAAAUGAUACAGUUCCCACCGGAAAUUCUUCAAAAUAUAUUUAAAGAAGUUGGAAAUUACACAGAUUUAUUUAAUUGUUUAUUGGUUAAUAGAUAUUGGUGUACAAAUAUAUUACCCAUAUUAUGGGAAAACCCGUUAGAAAAAACAUUUGGAAAAACUUAUCGGGAUAGAAAUCUUAGAGCGAUCAAUAUAAUUGAAAUAUAUGUUUCAUGUCUCUCACAACAAUCAAAAUCUAUUAUUAGACAAAAUGGAUUAGAAAAAGUUAACAUAUUAAAAGAAAGUAACAAUACACUUUUAUGUAAUUAUAUAAUAUAUUUAAAGGGAAUAGAAUUUACAACAUUAUUUACGGCAGUAGCAAAUUGGAUUCGUAAAGUUAUAAUUGAACAAGAACAAGAGCAGCGACAACAACAACAACGGCAACAACAACAGCAGCAGCAACAACAACAACAACAACAACAAUGGCAACAACAACAGCAGCAACAAAAUCAACAGCAACAAGUUAUGAAAAAUUUUUUAAAAAAAUAUCAACAUGUUUCUAAUACACAAUUAAUUAUUUAUCAAGAAUUAAUUAAAAUGAUUGCCAAAAAAAGUUCAGUAAAACGAUAUAAAUUAACAAUACCGGAAGGAAUUGGAUCAUUUUCUUACCUUGAUUGUUUAAACGAAAUUUUACCAGAAAGAUCACAUCUUGAAUUAUUAAAAUUAACUACAAAUAAUUUUCAUUCAUUUUUUAAUAAAUUUAAAAAUCUUUUUUAUAUUAUUGAUAAAUUAAUGAUUAAAUGUAAAGAUGAUGAUGAAAAUUUAUCUAAUUUUUUAAAUACUUUACCAAAAAUUCAUUUCUUAAAAAUUCGUUUAAACGAUCAACAAAUGCCAAAUUUAACGAAUGCUUUAAAAAAUCUUUUAGAAUCCAAUUAUGAAGAUUUAACAUAUCUUUGGAUUAAACAAGGUGGAACAAUACCUUUAAAUAUUUUUUCUGAAUGCAAGAAUCUUUUAAAUUUAAGGAUAACAGAUUCUCAUAUUCCUAAUACAACAAAAUCUUUUUGGUCAUUAAAUACUUUACAACCUUUUUCUAAUGGUCCUGCAUAUACUCAACUUGUGGAAUUUAGUUUAUGUGUAGAUACUAAAAUAAAUUUAUAUCAUUUAUCAAAUAUUAUAUUAAAAACAAAUGGUAGUAUUAAAUAUUUAUGCUUAAAAUGGGAAAUUGAACAAGAUCCUGAACAUGCUCAAUUAUUAUUUGAAAUUAUUUUAUCUUCUUGUCCAAAUUUAAUUGAUAUUUUUAUUUCUGUAUCUCCUCAUACUGUAAAUUAUUUAAUUAAUUUUUUGGAAAAUUUUAAAUAUUUGGAAAUUUUAGAAAUUGAUUCUUUGGUAAAUAAUUUAGAUUUAAAUAUUUGGUUACCUAAAAUUGCAAAAAAAUUAACUACAAAAUUAUCUUUAUUGGGUUUUUAUUGUAAAUUUAUUUGUAAUUUAAAAGAAUUUAAAAAUUUUCUUGAUGAUAUUCCUAUUUUACCUUAUGAUUUAAAUGAUUUAUCUUCUUCUGCUGUUGGUUUAGAAUUAUAUUUUCAUAAUGCUAAUGAAUGGUUGGGUCAAGAUAAAAUUGAUUUAUUAAGAGAAUAUGCUAGUAUUGGAAAAUUUCAUACUAAUGUUUGUGAUUGGAUAAAAAAUAUUGAUGAAUUUAACGAUAUUUAAAAAAUUAUGUCCUAAUAAAAAAAAAAAAACAUUUUUAAGGCCUGUUACCGGCCGAGGUAAAAUAAAUAAUUUUA
Rhizophagus irregularis DAOM 181602=DAOM 197198 is the source of this 1911-nucleotide messenger RNA. RefSeq lists its product as uncharacterized. Lineage: Eukaryota; Fungi; Glomeromycota; Glomeromycetes; Glomerales; Glomeraceae. The record is from RefSeq and is a predicted model, not a curated record. Gene Ontology annotation, molecular function: protein binding.